CAGCUUUGGAACCUGAACCAUCGCUACAACUUCCUCGUGGUCCCCUCUCACUCUCUACAAUAUCCCACCGAGCCGAGGACGCGGAGAAUUCUACACCAAACUCCAUUUCCUACUAAAACGCCCCAUCCACCGCCCUCCCUACCCACCAACCAACCGCCCAAAACCCACAGUAUCAAGCACAGCAACAGCACAACACCAACAACAAUGGCGCAAAAGCUCCACCUCACCCUAACAACCACCCUAACCCUCCUCGACCAAUUCCAAACCGCCCUCACGACCUCCAAAGCAUCCUCCACCUCCCCAACCACCACAACAACCGAAACAAUAACCACCAAAGACGCCCUCCCCCUCCUCUCCGCCUCCGCCCUGUCCCUCAAAUCGCAAAUCACCAAACUCUCGCUCGUCUCCAUCACGGCCCCCUUCACCCCGACGGCCGCCAUCCCAAUCCUAACCGCGCUCAACGAAUCCGUCCUCCCUUCGCUCGUGACCGCCGCCCUCCUCAUCACCGCCACGGACCACACGCAAGCCUUCCAGACCGAGGCGCACGCGCUCACCCGACUCGCGCUGACGGAGCUAUCCGUGCUACUCAAUGAGGUACAGAGGAUCGCGAGCAGGAGCGAUACCUCAAAAAAGAAGGGGGAAGAGCUGGCGCAACCCGCCAAAGACGCCGUGACGCUGGCGGCGGCGCGGGCGUGGGAGUCGUGCGACGCGCUGGUGGACCUGGCGGCCAAGGGGGUGGUGGGCUUCGUGGUGCGGCGGGUGGAGCAGUGGCGGGAUCUGGUGCGGGAUGCUGUCGGGGAGAUCGAGGAGUGGGAUCCCGACGAGGAGGGGGAUGAGUUUUUCGACGAGUUGUUGAGUGAUGAUGACGGUGAUGAUGAUGCUGAUGAUGCUGAAGAUCAAAAGGGGGAGGAUGAGGACGAGGAAGAGUCGAAGGCAUUGCAUGCGCAGAAGAAGUCGACGCUGCGCGUGUUGAAACCCAUCGCGCAGGUGUAUCCGGCGAUCGUGACGCACCGGCUCAAGAAGACGGCGGAUGCGGUGGCGGAGGUGGGCAAGUUGGAGGCGUUGACGGAGAAUCUCCGCUUGAUUCCGGAGCUCGUGGAUGAGGUUGCCGGGGCUUUGUACGAGGCGAACCCGGACAAGUCGGGCCGGUUUCUGGGGCAGACUAAGGAUAGGGCUGUCGCGGCUUUGGAGCUGGUCAAGUUGCCUUGGCAGCAGGGAACGACGGGUGAGGAGAAGGGGGACAAGUUCACUACUUGGGUGAACACGUGGUUGAAGGUCAUGGAUGAGCUGAGCAAGUCUGUCUUUGGCUCGGCGUGAUUCUGGUGAUUGUGAGGCCACUGAU
This is a messenger RNA of Aspergillus aculeatinus CBS 121060, 1342 nucleotides long. RefSeq lists its product as uncharacterized. Gene Ontology annotation, cellular component: nucleus. The coding region runs from base 205 to 1317 and encodes 370 amino acids. The record is from RefSeq and is a predicted model, not a curated record. The transcript has a single exon. Gene Ontology annotation, biological process: regulation of cell cycle. Lineage: Eukaryota; Fungi; Ascomycota; Eurotiomycetes; Eurotiales; Aspergillaceae.